Paramecium sonneborni is the source of this 889-nucleotide messenger RNA. The record is from the annotation of a GenBank genome assembly. NCBI's taxonomy places the organism in Eukaryota, Ciliophora, Oligohymenophorea, Peniculida, Parameciidae.
AUGGACUAAUAAAUUGCACUUUAUCUGAAAAUGAUUUCUUAUUAUGAACAGAAAUUAUAAACGAUCAAAUAAACUCUCUAUUCCAAUAAUAUGGACAAUAUAUAUAGAUCUUUUGAGUUACUAUCAAACAAUGAAGAUACUAUCACUAAGAAUACUUUGUUAAACUUUUUUGUUUAGAAUCUUCAUCCUAUCAAUUAUAAAGAUAUUAUUGAAUUUAUCUGGUUUGUAGGUGAUAAAGACAGAUUUACUAUCAGUAAAUAAUAAUUUUAUGUAAUUGUUAAUUUUUAAAAAGGUUAGAAUUACUUAACGAAACUUUUACUUCAUAAAUAAAACACUAUCAUUGAUCAUACAAAUAAAGAUCUUUAAGUAUAGCUUUUAAAACUGCUCAAUUAAUAAAUAAGGGUGAUUAAACAAAUUAAAGAUAACCAAUUCUAAAUAAUUAACAAUGAAGAAUUCAAUAUAUUUAAAGUACUAAACAUAAUUUUAUUUUUAGAUCUUUUAAAACCUUAGUGAUCAAAAUAAUAUAAUAAAUUGCACUAGCCUAUUAAAUUAUAUGAAAAGUACAAAAGUCUAAUUUAACAACUUUGAUUUUGAUUUGCUUACUUUUGCUCUCUUUGGAAAGAAAUGCGACAUUAAUUUCGAUCAAUUUAAAGAAUGUUAGCUGUUUUCCAACCAUAUUACAAAUAAACACUAUAUAAAAUCAAGAGAAAUACCUGAUGAAAAAUUAAUGACUCAUUCUUACAUUAUAUAUCUUAACAAAUCUUUAAUUCAACAAUAAUAAUUGAUGCCUAUUAGUGAAGCAAGUAGUAUAAUUGAAUUCAAAACUUCUGAACUUAAACCUAAAACUAAAUAAUAUUAAGAAUAGACUAACGUACCAAGACCAUAUUGA